UUGAAUACCACCACACAUUCAGAACCACCCCAGCCCACACAAAAUUCCACCACAAACACACUCUCAAAACCACAAUCCACACAGAUUACCACCAUACUCUCACAACCACAGCCCACCCCAAACCUUGAGCAGCCAGGUCCAGGUACACUCAGACCCAGAGCCCCAGUCCCAGAGUCGCCUCUGAUGUCAUCAGAAGAGGUGAAUGCUCACGAUGGCCCUACGGAAAGUACUUCCUCUUCCCUCAGUGCUGAAGGGUCCCCGUCAGGGACAUCAGACUUGGACCAGCCCAAACAGACAGGUCCCCCAACCCGCAGGGCCCGUUUACCUAAACCCAAACCCAACUUGGGUCACACUGCCAGAGCCGCUACACGCUCUGCAGUCCAGGUACCAGAAAGCAGGCCCAGCUCUGAAGUCCAAACACCAGAGGAAGCUGAAGAGGUUCCCAUGGAAAUACAACAGAUCCACCAAGUCAUCCCCCUUUCUAACAUCAUCGAUACUACCCAGGAUGAAAUACAACAGAUUCACCAAGUCACCCCUCAUCCACCCAUAGAGGGGCCUCUCAGACAGAGGGAGGGGAAUGAUAUUGGACACGCCUCUCAAGUGGAAUCAGGUUUUGAAGUGUCAGAGGGCUCAGAGCAGCAGACAACCUCACAGACGAGGAGGAGCCACUUCCCUAAGGUCAAACCCAAACCCAACCUGGGACGGGCUGCUAGGACCACACAGCCCAAACCCCAACAGACUACCACCACACUGUCAGAACCACCACAGAAUACAACCACACUUUCAGAACCGCCACAACCUACUGAGAAUAUUACCACACUACCCAAACCAACACAAACUACCACCACACUGUCAGAACCACCACAGACUACCACCACACUCUCAGAACCACCACUACAGCCUAUGCUGAAUAUCACCACAACCUCAGAACCACAGCCCACCCCAAGCCUUGAGCAGCCAGGUCCAGGUACACUCAGACCCAGAGCCCCAGUCCCAGAGUCACCUCUGAGGUUAUCAGAAGAGGUGAAAGGUGACGAUGACCAUAAGGAAAAUACUUCCUCAUACCUCAGUGCUGGAGGGUCCCAGUCAGGGACAUCAGACUCGGACCAGCCCAAACAGACAGAUCCCCCAACCCGCAUGGCCCGUUUACCUAAACCCAAACCCAACUCGGGUCGCAUCGCCAGAGCCGCUACACACUCUGCAAUCCAGGUACCAGAAAGCAGGCCCAGCCCUGAAGUCCAGACACCAAAUGUUGUGGCUUCCAGACCCAAAUCUGAGGUCCAGAGUCUAGAGACUGGACUCUGCCCUGAAGUCCAAACACCAGAGGAAGCUGAUGAGGUUCCCAUUGAAAUACAACAGAUCCACCAAGUCAUCCCCCUUUCUGACAUCGUCGAUACUACCCAGGAGGAAAUACAACAGAUUCACCAAGUCAUCCCUCAUCCACCCAUAGAGGGGCGCCUCAGACAGAGGGAGGGGACUGAUAUUGGACACGCCUCUCAGGUGGAAUCAGGUUUUGAAGUGUCAGAGGGCUCAGAGCAGCAGACAACCUCACAGACGAGGAGGAGACACUUCCCUAAGGUCAAACCCAAACCCAACCUGGGAAGGGCUGCUAGGACCACACAGCCCAAACCCCAACAGACUACCACCACACUGUCAGAACCACCACAGAAUACAACUACACUCUCAGAACCGCCACAACCUACUGAGAAUAUUACCACACAACCCAAACCCCAACAGACUACCACCACACUGUCAGAACCACCACCACCACAGCCUAUUCUAAAUAUCACCACAACCUCAGAACCACAGCUUACCAUGAAUAUCACCACAGAACCACCACUGCCAACUGAGAGUAUUACCACAGAGUCAGAAACACAGCCCAAACAGAGAACUACCGCACACUCAAAAUCACAACCUACCACCACACACUCCAAGCCCACCACAAAUAUCAUCCCACACUCAGAACCACAGCCCAUUCAGAAAACCAGAGUAGCGUAUUCAAAACCACAGCCUACAUUGAAUACCACCACACAUUCAGAACCACCCCAGCCCACACUAAAUUCCAUUACAAACACACUCUCAAAACCACAAUCCACACAGAUUACCACCAUACUCUCACAACCACAGCCCACCCCAAGCCUUGAGCAGCCAGGUCCAGGUACACUCAGACCCAGAGCCCCAGUCCCAGAGUCGCCUCUGAUGUCAUCAGAAGAGGUGAAAGCUCACGAUGGCCCUACGGAAAAUACUUCCUCUUCCCUCAGUGCUGGAGGGUCCCAGUCAGGGACACCCGACUCAGACCAGCCCAAACAGACAGGUCCCCCAACCCGCAGGGCCCGUUUACCUAAACCCAAACCCAACUUGGGUCGCACCGCCAGAGCCUCUACACGCUAUGCAGUCCAGGUACCAGAAAGCAGGCCAAGCCCUGAAGUCCAGACACCAAAUGUUGUGGCUUCCAGACCCAAAUCUGAGGUCCAGAGACUAGAUACUGAUGAGGUUCCCAUGGAGGAAAUACAACAGAUUCACCAAGUCAUCCCUCUUACUGACAUCAUUGAUACUACCCAGGGGGAUACGGCUCUCUUUACGGAGGGAAACUUUUUCUCGCAACAAAGUGAUGCUGUCAUCACUCAACACUCAGAAAGUUCUGUGUCAACUGCUCUUUUGGACCAGGCCCAGUCAGACCCUGAUGAGCCCAUCUUCAUCCUCUCCCUGACUGAAAUCCCAGUCCUCCCCACAGGGGAGGAGUAUGGCUGUACAUCCCAGACCGUCUCCGACCCUUUCUCUUUUCUACCGGUCGCAGACGCAUGCGCUCACCUGCAGCAGAGUGAUAUUGUUGCCCCAGGAGGUGGUUUGGAGAAAGGGAAUGCUGGUAUCCUCUGGAAAGUCCCUGAGCCUAUGUCUGUGGAUGAGGUCCUCCCUCAACCCUCAUACACCAGUAUCAAGGAAGUGGAGUCUGGCUCCACAGCAGGCCCAGUAGGUUUGUGUGCCUCGGGCAAACCCUCAGAAGACCCCAUGGCUGAUGCAGAGACUAGUGAGGACACAGAUCCUCCUUCUAAGAAGAGGAAAGUUCCAGAGAGAGCCAGGAGAGACAAACUGCAGGUGAGACCUAACACUGCAGUAAGGAAACAGCCCAGUUGUUCGGCCCCUGCCAAGGAGGCUGUGUCAGCCAUUACCCCAGACCAGACCACCUCUUUGACCACUACCACCCCAGACACUGACCACCCCACUGCCUCCAAACCCCCAGCCCAGCCAGGCCUCUUUGUCACAGGAACCGCAUCACGAGAGGUGGUGGCUGGUGAGCCACAGCAGUGGAUUGUGGGCUGUUUAGACCUCCCAGAGACAGAGGCCACGCCGACUGGAGGGGAGGACAGUAGUUCAGGGGUGGAGUCUCAGGAUGCCCGUCAAAUUACACCACUGGCUAUGAGUGGCCCCUUGAGCAGGCCUGGUAGGAGACCCAGAGGAUUCCUGUCUUUCAUGUCCAAUAAGACCACCUCCCCUGCAGCUGCCCCCCCCCGAGGUUCCAGAGCAGCCGCUCUGAGGCCCCAGGUCAACACCACCCGCCCAGGGGGGAAACGGGCUGCGCCUGCACCUUCUACCACCACCAGAACCAUGCCUGCACCUUCCACAACCCAAAACACCACCACCCCCACUAGAGCCACCAGAACCACCACUAAGCCAGACUUUUCCCCCAGGGUGACUCGGGAAAAACCCUCUGAUGUCCAGGCCUUACACUCAGACCCAAAGCCCAGUACCUCCCUGUGUACUACAGCUACUGAGUCUUCUCAGGUGCCAGCUGCCCAGCCCAGUGUGUCUCCCUGUGUGGACAGCGGUUCAGCAGACGAGGAACCCAUCAACGUGUCCCAGUACUUCUUCAGUGACAUCUUCACCGAGGUGGAGGAGAAUGAGGGAUGAGAGAAGGAGAGAAAUGAGGAGGAGUAAAGGGAAAGGAGAACAAGAAGGAUUAUUUUGAUUCUUUGUUUGAAUCAAACUGGAGAACAAAAUGUUAAGUACUUAUGAAAAAUCUGGGUUCUUCAAACAUGUUUUUGUAUCUACCACUGAAAUUUCAUCUCUGCUUGCUUGUGUUUAUGCUAAUGAGGUGUCAUGCUUGCAGUGGACAGAUGUGGCCACAAGAUGGCAACAGUGAAACCAAACUAGGGAAAAUUCCUCUUUUCAAAUGUUUUUGGGACCAAACUAGCUAAUUUCCUAUAUUGAAAGAUUACAUUUUUGGCCCUUUUACCCCAAUCAUAUAAUCUAGUCUAUUGAGUAAUCUAUUCAUUUUAAUAAUGUAUUUAUAUUUAUUUGGUUUACUUUUUUUCAAACCACACUAAGCUAGACAUUCAUGAUAAUUUGCCUCCAUCUGCAUGAAGGAGAAUACUUGAAAUCAGUGUCGACUCAUUCUAUUACAGGGACUUUCACAUUCAGAUGUGUUCUUAUUCGAAACAUUGUUUACAUAGGUAACCAUUGUCUUAACAUGAGCAUUGUGUAUAUGUUUAUUAUAAUUUAGAUCAGAUAUAUUGGAGGGGGUAUAUACCCUUAGCAUUUACUUUGGUUUUUCACUCCUCGUGCAUGAACAAGACCCAGCUUUGUAGCUUGAGGGACAGCACAGCGAUGUCUCUUUAUUUCAUGCUCCCUGAAGAUACAGGAAAUAUAUUUUCAAAUGGCGCUGUACAGAAUCCUCUCAUUUAAUCCAUGUACAGUGACAAACUCACAGAAACAGUGCACAGAUCAUGAGUCCAAUGUCAGUUCUCAAUGAUUGAUUAUGUUCUGCAGCCACUGUUGGUUCAAACUAACAUACAGUACAAGUCAAAAGUUUGGACACCUACUCAUUCAAGGGUUUUUCUUUAUUUUUACUAUUUUCUACA
Messenger RNA from Coregonus clupeaformis (lake whitefish), 4859 nucleotides. RefSeq names its product flocculation protein FLO11-like. The record is from RefSeq and is a predicted model, not a curated record. NCBI's taxonomy places the organism in Eukaryota, Metazoa, Chordata, Actinopteri, Salmoniformes, Salmonidae. The transcript is spliced from 10 exons. Bases 184 to 3909 code for a protein of 1241 amino acids.